This is a messenger RNA of Gopherus flavomarginatus (Mexican gopher tortoise), 2172 nucleotides long. Its product is annotated as cytochrome P450 2K1-like. Gene Ontology annotation, molecular function: heme binding; iron ion binding; oxidoreductase activity, acting on paired donors, with incorporation or reduction of molecular oxygen, reduced flavin or flavoprotein as one donor, and incorporation of one atom of oxygen. NCBI's taxonomy places the organism in Eukaryota, Metazoa, Chordata, Testudines, Testudinidae. The transcript is spliced from 9 exons. The record is from RefSeq and is a predicted model, not a curated record. Gene Ontology annotation, biological process: xenobiotic metabolic process. Gene Ontology annotation, cellular component: intracellular membrane-bounded organelle; cytoplasm. Bases 569 to 2131 code for a protein of 520 amino acids.
GCUCCUCUUGCCCUGGAAGUCCUAAACUUCUAACUGUCAGAAGCUGGGAGUGAAGACAGGAGAUAGAUCACUUGAUAAUUGUCCUGUUCUGUCCAUUUCGUCCUGGCAUUGGCCACUGUCAGAAGACAGGAUACUGGGCUGAAUGAACCAUUGGUCUGACCCAGUAUGGCUGUCUUUAUGCUCUUCCACUUUAUUUUCUGCUGCUCAGGGCUGGUAGCCAGGGACCAGAGUAACCCAAGGGCAAAUUCAGCACAAGGGACUUCCCUUUCCCAUUCUGGGUCCAAUACUUCAAUGGGAGCAGGAGCCAGCCCUUACUCUCCUGAGUGCUCAAACUCAUUUCCGGAGAUAUUCACCUGAAAAUAACCCCCUGCUCAAGUGUUGAGGCUGAAAUAGGAACCCUGGCUUGAUAAUAGCCAGGUUAAUCCAUGUUUGAAACAGGGCUUUUGCUGCCGUUUUCCCAACAAAAUCUGAUCUGACUGUAAGUAAACAAAGGUCUGAACCUCUCUCACUAUGAAAGAGCUGCAUUCCCAGGGUGUGUCCAGGCACCUCUAUAAAAGGAAGCACCAAGAUGAGAUGCUCACGUAUUUGUUCACCUCGCCCUGUGCUGUCCCUUGAGUUAAGUAUGGCCAUGGUGAAGGUUUUGCUGCAGUACCUGAGCACCAGCUCGCUGCUCUGUUUGACAGGCGGAUUGGUGGCUUUCAUUUAUUUUUUGACCCGCUCCAAAAAGUCAAUUUGCAGUUUGCCUCCUGGGCCACCUCCCCUUCCUCUCAUCGGGAACUUGAAUGUGGUGGAUCUGAAAAAGCCGUUCCAGUCGCUGAUGGAGCUCUCUGAGAAGUAUGGCAACAUAUUCACUGUACAUUUUGGACCCAGAAAGGCAGUGGUGCUGGCUGGUUAUGAGACCAUUAAGGAUGCCCUUUUAAAUCAUGCUGAAGAAUUUGGAGAGAGGGCAGAAAUACCCAUAUUUAGGAAGACCACACACGGAAAUGGCAUAGUGUUCAGUCACGGAGAGUUAUGGAAAACAAUGCGAAGAUUCACCUUAUCUACCCUACGGGAUUUUGGAGUUGGAAAGAAAACCAUUGAAGUGCGAAUUCUUGAAGAGCUAAAUUUCCUCAUUAACUAUUUUGAAUCUCACCAGGAGAAACCCUUUGAUACAACGGUGAUACUGAACAGUGCUGUAUCCAAUGUCAUAUGCUCUAUAUUGUUCGGGGAGAGGUUUGAAUACGAAGAUCCCAUAUUUCUAGCUUUGCUGAAAUUGUUAAAUGAAAAUACCAAGUUGCUGGGCUCUCCUAUGGUGCAGUUAUAUAAUUUCUACCCAUCUCUUGGAUUUCUGUUUGGAGCCCCAAAGACCGUGCUACGAAAUGUAGAUGAGCUGAAUGCUUUUCUGGAGAAGUUCUUUAAGGAACACAGGCAGGAGUUUAAUGAAAACAACUUAACAGGUUUUGUUGAUGCGUUUCUGAUGAAGCAACAGCAGGAGUCUAGAAAUUCUCACACACACUUUCACAAUGAGAAUCUUCUGUUCUCAACGCUGGACCUCUUUGCUGCUGGCACUGAGACUACAUCUACCACUGUCCGUUGGGGUCUUCUUCUGAUGAUGAAAUACCCAGAGAUUCAGGGAAGGAUUCAGGAAGAAAUGGAUCAGGUAAUUGAGCCAGGACAAAUGCCCAUGCUGGAGGACAGGAAAAAACUGCCUUACACUGAUGCAGUGAUACAUGAAAUACAAAGGUUUUCCAAUAUCGUCCCAAUGAGUGUUUCACGUUCAACUUCCACCGAUGUAAAUUUCAGGGGUUAUAUGAUCCCAAAGGGAAUAGAAGUGAUUCCUCUGCUGACCUCAGUUUUGAAGGACAAAUCGCACUGGGAGACACCAGAUCAGUUCAACCCUUCCCACUUCCUUGACGCUGACGGGAGCUUUACUAGGAAGGAGGCAUUUAUACCAUUCUCCAUAGGACGAAGGGCUUGCGUUGGAGAAGGACUCGCCAAAAUGGAACUUUUUCUCUUCUUUGCGGGUUUGCUCCGGAAGUUUAUUUUCCAGCCCCCUCCAGGGGUGGUGAAGGCCGAUCUAGAUCUCACUGCUGACGUUGGCUUUACCUUAAACCCAAUGCCCCAUCUGAUUUGUGCUGUGCCCCGUGAAUAACUGAAAUGUAACUGAAUGCAAUAAAUAUUGUCCAUGGCUGA